AUGGUUGUACAAGUUCCUACAGAAGUGAAAGAGAUUCUUGAAAAGUUUGUUAUCUCUAAGGAACAACUUCACGAAAUUAGUGAAAAAAUAGAGGAACAAAUUAAAAUUGGUUUAGCAAAAAAGGAUGCGUCCAGUAUUGCUAUGCUUCCUUCUUACGUGCCUUCGCUUCCGGAUGGAUCGGAACAGGGAAAAUAUGUCGCAAUAGACUUGUCUGGUAAAAAUCUUCGUAUUAUGCUUCUGACGCUGUACGGGCGUGAAAAAGAGCCAGUUGCGAAUAACAUCAACUACAUUGUUCCAAAUCACGUCAUGAAGGGCACCGGCGAUCAGCUUUUCACUUUCAUUGUCAAUUGUCUUCAAAGAUUUUUGCAAGAAUUUGGACUCGUCGACGCCAAUCUACCAAUAGGCUUCGUUUUUUCUUAUCCAUGUGAGCUUCUUUCGAUUCGAUCUGCUCGCCUUCUUUGGUGGACGAAAGGCUUUGAUAUCAAAGAUUGUCUUCAAAAAGAUGUCGUUGCUCUACUAGAAGAAGCACUUGAAAUGAAUAUGUCAACUAAAGCUCAAAUCAAAGCGGUAAUGAACGACACAGUUGGUCAACUCGCUGCUGCUGCUCAUAAAUACGGUCCCGAAUGCACAGUUGGUGUCGUUAUUGGAUACGGUUGUAACUCGUCGUACCUCGAAAAAACGGCAAAUAUUGCGAAAUUUGACGCGAAAGCGUUAGGAUACAAACACGAGAACAUGGUCGUUGUCACCGAAUGGGAAGAAUUUGGAAACAAUGGGGAACUCGACCAUAUUUUAACACAGUUUGAUAGGGAAAUUGAUUCUGCUAGUGUUCAUAAAGGAAAGCAGAUAAUUGACAAGCUUACUGGCGCGUUGUAUCUCGGCGAACUUGUUCGUCGUGUGCUUUCCCAGCUCGUCCUUGACAGAGUGUUGUUCGAAGGACAGCCUUGCGAGAAACUUGAUGACAUCGACACGUUUCCGACCAAAUACAUCUCGGAAAUACUCGCCGAAGAGGAAGGAACUUUUAAAGCAUCUCGUAGAAUUUGUGACGAACUCGAUGUACCAAUGCAUGGCUCCACUGAUUAUCUCAUUAUUCGGGAAGUUUGCGAUGUGAUCUCGAGAAGAAGCGCAAGCAUCGUCGCUGCUGCAAUCAGCGCUUUGCUUCGUCACUUGGAAUUGUCCAGCGUCAAAAUCGGUGUUGGUGGUGCUUUGAUUCAAUUCCACCCAACUUAUCAUAAAAUGCUUGAGGAGCAGCUUCUCGAACUCACACCGCUAAACAUGAAAUGGCAACUUGUUCCUGCCGAUGAAGGAAGUGCUCGCGGAGCAGCUUUGAUAGCCGCAGUUGCUGAAAAAAUGCGUCUUUAA
Molecule: messenger RNA, 1359 nt
Organism: Caenorhabditis bovis
Lineage: Eukaryota; Metazoa; Nematoda; Chromadorea; Rhabditida; Rhabditidae
Source: the annotation of a GenBank genome assembly